AUGACAUUAAAGAGGGCAAUAAUUGACUUCAGAUUUAUCAAAGAUUUGGGAUUCAUAAUUAUUUUUACUUUGGUGAUGUCAAGAUAAAGCCUUGGUAACAUUCAUUAUAAUGAUGAGGGUAGAGAUUGGACUGGAAUCUGUUCAACUGGAAAAAGCUAAUCUCCUAUUGACAUCCCUAUAAAAUGGGCCACAGAGUCAGAUAAUCUACUAUUUCUGAAAACUAGCUCAACAUUAGAUGUAAUGGUGUCUUAGAAGUAGAUGUCUAAUUUGACAUUGAAAGAUAACAUUUACACUUACUACUAUGCCUUCACUGGAGGGUAUUUGGCUUUUUGGGAUGAAAGCAACAAUCUAGAUACCUACUAACUCUUACAGUUUCACGUUCAUGCUCCCUCAGAACAUACUUUUAACGGCAAACAUUAUGAUGUUGAGAUUCAUUUUGUUCAUUAGAAUACUAACAACAAUAAAUUAGUGGCUUUUGGACUGUUCUUUGAUUCUAGAACAGGAGGAGACAAAGAAAAUGAAUUCAUAACUGCCUUAGGAGUUGGAAAAAGCAAUAACACAGCUCUCUCAGAAAUUCCAGCUCUUAAUUUGCUUAAAAAUCUCAAUUUUAAAGAAAUAUUUCACUAUGAGGGUUCACUCACUACUCCUCCAUGCAGUGAGGUUGUUUCUUGGAUAUUAAUUCAUGAUGUUCAACCAAUAUCAUCAGCUUAAGUUAAAGAUUUCAAUAAUAAGUGGAUGAACAAUAAAACUUUUGCUGGAGGCAAAGGAAACAAUAGAGAAGUGUAACAACUAAAUCAAAGAUUCAUUUACAAGAAAGACACUGCAUCAAUGUAAGACUAAGCCAUUAUUAUUGAUGGCGUGUGCUUCAUAAUGCUAUUGCUGUUUGCUAUUUAUCUAAGUUGA
Molecule: messenger RNA, 903 nt
Organism: Stylonychia lemnae
Lineage: Eukaryota; Ciliophora; Spirotrichea; Sporadotrichida; Oxytrichidae
Source: the annotation of a GenBank genome assembly